Neohortaea acidophila is the source of this 558-nucleotide messenger RNA. RefSeq lists its product as uncharacterized. The transcript is spliced from 2 exons. Bases 1 to 558 code for a protein of 185 amino acids. Lineage: Eukaryota; Fungi; Ascomycota; Dothideomycetes; Mycosphaerellales; Teratosphaeriaceae. The record is from RefSeq and is a predicted model, not a curated record.
AUGACAUCCGCCGUCAAGCAAGAGGUACCAGCAGACGCCGCUGCUCCUUCGGCCACCACCCAAAGCAUCUCCAAGGCGCAGGGAGGAAACGACGCCACGACUGUACCCACUGCCUCCCUCCCGGCCAACCCUCAGACUCAUACCUCGCAAGACACCAGCAGCAGCAAAAGCCAACCAAAACGCCCUCUUGACGCCUCAUCCAACGCCGCCGAAGAUCCUCCCAAACCGCCGAAGCAGUCGAAAAGCAAGCGUCAAAAAGCCAAACGAAACGGCAUGUGCUUUACAUGCAACAGCGCAGACCACAAAUGGUACAAAUGCAUGGCGAAAUGUCAAUGGUGUCAGCAAGUCACGCAUCCUUGCAACGUGUGUCCGCGUAAGGGUGUGGCUUGGUAUGAGAAGAGUGGCAACCAUAAGCUCUCCGGGAAGCAGCGUGUGCGGGCCAAGGAGGGCAAGGUUCUGCUGGCGAAUGGGGACGCUUUGAAGGAGCUGCGCGAGAAGUGUGAGGCCUUGUCGGCGGAGGUUCAGGGCUUGAAGCGGCAGCUGGCGGAGAAGAAGUGA